GCAGGACUGGCAGGCCGUUAAUGUUUUGCAAGUUAUGAAGCAUAUGGAGCCUCAAGUAAAACAAGUUUUUCAAAGUCUACCAAAAUCUGCCUUCAGCAGUGGUUAUUACAGAGGUGGAUUUGAACCCAAAAUGACAAAACAGGAAGCAGCAUUAAUACUAGGCAUAAGUCCUACUAUCAAUAAAGGAAAAAGAGAUGCUCAUCGAUGAAUUAUGCUUUUAAAUCAGCCAGACAAGGGAGGAUCUCCUUAUAUAGCACCCAAAAUCAAUGAAGCUAAAGAUUUACUGGAAGGUCAAGCCAAAAAGUGAAGUAAAUGUAUGAUG
This is a messenger RNA of Diceros bicornis minor, 322 nucleotides long. Its product is annotated as mitochondrial import inner membrane translocase subunit TIM14-like. The record is from RefSeq and is a predicted model, not a curated record. Gene Ontology annotation, biological process: protein import into mitochondrial matrix. Lineage: Eukaryota; Metazoa; Chordata; Mammalia; Perissodactyla; Rhinocerotidae. Gene Ontology annotation, cellular component: PAM complex, Tim23 associated import motor. Gene Ontology annotation, molecular function: ATPase activator activity.